Molecule: messenger RNA, 5181 nt
Organism: Pimephales promelas (fathead minnow)
Lineage: Eukaryota; Metazoa; Chordata; Actinopteri; Cypriniformes; Leuciscidae
Gene: tarbp1
Product: TAR (HIV-1) RNA binding protein 1
Biological process (GO): tRNA methylation
Molecular function (GO): RNA binding; tRNA (guanine) methyltransferase activity
Source: RefSeq, a predicted model, not a curated record
GGCGCAUGCGCAGAUGGUUGACGUAAUAUUUCAGGAAGUAGACACACCGGUUCACACGUGUGAAGAAGGCAAAACAUCGAACCGGGUUUUACUUAUUUUUUGACGGGUGUUUUUUAACUUGUAAGGGAGAUGUCUAAUUUUUUGAUAAACACCCUAUUGUCCCACUAUCCCGAUCCCGAGGAUUUGAUCAAUAAUUUGUGCUGGCCAAGCUCAUCACGCCCCGAAAUAGAGGAGAUUGAAGCUUUAACUAUUUUGAUCAAGGAGCUUUCCAAUAAAUCACAAGAGGAGCGCUUUAUUUGUAAGGUGCAGUCAGUUAUAUGGGAUCAAUGCAUGUCGCUACUGAAAAUGAUCUCCAGUGCAGAUGAUGGAGGUAAGGAUCUUCUCAGCUCUGUCUGUGGACUCUUUGCAGUCUGUGUCAGUACCUGUCAGACUGACGAUGUAUCUGAGCAGGUAAGUCAUGGUCUUCUGCAAGUGCUGAUGACGAGAGAUGAUGCCAACAACGAAACCGGCAGGUUAGACGUAGAUGUUGCCAUAGAAGUCACAGCAGUGCUGUUAUCUAGCAUCUCAUAUGAUAGAGACAUCAUCUUCAGGACUCUAUCCUGCACCCUUUGCUGUGUCAAAGAUCUCUCUGACUCCAUAGUUUCAAAAAUCAUAGUACGGAUCUGGUUCACCAUACUCAAGUCCUGCCAUAAAGAGGCUGAAUCAGAGGUCCUACAUCAGAUAUGGGAGGAUUUACUGUCCUGGCAUCAGAGAGACCAGACCGAAUCAGUGUCAGCUCGGGUUCUGUUGUGUCUCACUGCUCUCUCUGACCACCUCUACUCUUGGGAAACCUCUCAGAACCGGCCAGACCCUAGAAGAUCUCAAAGGUUUUUUAGGGCAAUUCAGGCCGGGUUGACUCACAAGGACAGUGUGACCCGCAAACGGGCGCUUUACCUGCUCACCAGGUGUGUGGCACUGGCAGAGAUCAAGAAAGAAGAUGUGUUUACCAGCGUGGAACCCCACACAGAUGAAAUCCUGUUCAGAUGGAUGCCAGAACAACAGCAUUUACUGAGAGAAUUCUGGGAAGAUUUUGCUCUAGUGUUAGAGACUCUAGAGGAGAACCAGAUUCACGUGAUUCGACCUGUUCUCAAAAGGAUUGACGUGCUUGUUGAGACGACGGCAACAGAUAUUCAAGGUGGGCUGUUUUCUCCGUCCUGGCUGCUGUGUGUGUAUCAGCGCAUGUUUCACAGUGAGAACAAGGCGGUUAUGAAAGAAGGAGUCAAUCACCUGUUAGAGCUGAAAGCACUGCAUCAUUCUGCAUUUGCUUUGGCAUUCUCACAGUUUGUAAUCGGCCCUCUCAUGGAUGUUCUUGCAGAGAGCGCUCUCUAUCACAGGGCACCACAGCAGAACAUCAAAGAUUGUCCAGAGCUGGGAGUGAAGCUCCAAAUCUUUAUGGUGAAUUUCUUCAGCAGUUUGCCAGAAGAGAACAGAGGUUCAGUGUUGCUGCAGAUCAUUCAGCGGUUGGGUUCACGGCAAUGGUGCGCAGUCCCGCUGCUCUUUCUGUCCCAGGCCCUGUCCUGUCUGCCCCCCUGUCCUUUACUGGGAUCUGAUGGACUCAACGCAUUCAGAGAAGUUAUGCGCUGUACUAUGAUCACUCACCAGGUUCUUUUGAGAGGAGCUUCACAGUGUUUUCUGCUCCAUGCCGCUCUAUGCCUGACAGAUGUGUCCGCUGUGUCUCUAGAUGAGAUAUUUGGUUUCCUUGCACAUUUUCGAGCUGAUGAGUCUCUAUGUCGGGGUACAGCACUUUGGAAGGAGCUGUGUAAUUGGCUCCAGACUAAUGAAGGCCGUUUUCUUCUGACUGACGGGGAUUUAGGCUCUUCUGAACUUCGCAGUAAAGUUGCUUCUAUAUUCAGCUACGUCCAGCAGCGACUGAACACCUUUCUCGCAGUUCCAGCCAACUCAGAUCAAAAAGGAAGUCUACCUGAUCCAGCUGAGGCCGAGCUGGUGGCGCGGGCCGUUCUGCUUACAGCAGACCUGCAGAAGACCAGGGAUGAGGAACCUGGUCUAGAACUGCUUCUCCAGCCUCUACUGGAUGUCUUACGGAGACUUAGCACUAAUGUCUAUCUGGUGCUUCACAAGACGGACAAGAGCCUGCAGUUAAUGUUGCGCUUGCUGCAGCUGCAUCGCAGACGCUCCGAUACAGAGCAGGAGAACGAAGAUGUUGUGGCUGUCGCUUUGAAGACGCACAUGCUGUCGGUGGUGGAUUCAGUGCAGGAGUUUCUGCUGAGGAGGUUGAGUGGGGAACUGAAGGAGUUAUGUGAUGUGGAGAGGUCUGAACUUUAUCUCUCAGUAUUAAGGGAGCUGGUUCUCACUUAUUCCACUGUUUCGUGGUAUGGCUUAAAUCUGCAGCAGAACUACAUCCCAAAACUCACCACUCACUGCUUGAGGAUCCUCAAUGAACCUUCUGAACAGAAUCCCUCUGUGCCAGGGCAGGUUCAGAGAGCGGUCAGUAUGGGCACACUUGCGCUGCUGUGUGACAUGGCUGAUCAAGGUGUCCUGAAGUCCCAGUCUGAGGCCAUGAGAUCACUUCACUCGCUGACUGAUUAUUUCUACCCUUCAUCAUCAUCAUCAUCAUCAUCCCAGCAUCUCAACCAGACAUUACUGAAGCCCACAACUGUGACACUUGGCCAUCCAGAAGACGGCCUCUUGCUGAAGGACUGGGGGCGAAUUGUGGCCCAGUUUAUUGGCGAUCAGUGGACAUGUCUGAGUUUCCUGCAGAAGUGUACUGGGACCGUCCGGGCUCCUGAAGCUCCUGAAGUUCCUGAGGUCCUGAGGGCUGCGGUGGAUGCUCUGGCAUUAUUGCCUGGCCAUCUCGUUUUGCCGGUGCUGGACUUCAUGGCAUCAGUCUUGCCACAGCAGGUGGUGCAGUGUGAAGAAUCUCUGUGCGUUGAGGUCAUAUGUGCAUCAUGGAAAGUGGUUCAGGCUCUGAGCACAAACCCUCAUGACUUCUGGUCCACACUGCUGGGAUUCGUGCGCUUAGCUUUUGACCAUGGGCUUCUGCAGCUCACAGAGGAACAGAACCCCAGCAUCACGGCCUGCAUACAACAGAUUUUGAGUGAGCUUAUGGAGUUGGCUCAGGUCCGAUCAGGGGUGUUUAAUGUUCUGAUCCAACAUUGUUGUGAGACGUGGCUUCCAGCAGAGGGUGUCCAGUCAGACGCUGUGUUCAGUACGGCUCUCUUACACCUCGACAUCCUGACUGAGGCCUGUGUGUAUGGCCCAGUGUUCAGAAGAGACCAAAGGCUUGUUCAGGAGGUUCAAAGCUAUGUUGAGCAAUUGGGUGAUAGUUGUGCAGCAAACACAGCUGUCAGCAGUGAUAACAGAGACGAUCAGUUUCCUCGAGUGUGUGCUUUGGCUUUUCUCUGCCGCUUGAAUCCAUCUAAUCGUCUCCACCAGCGUUUGAUGGAAGAGCUCGUGCUGCGACUACUGAGGAAGGAUGCUGAGAUUUCGAAAUCCAAAGUACGUUACUAUAGCAACUCCAUCCAGCACAGAGUGAAGAACCGCGUGUGGCAGACGCUGCUGCUGCUACUGCAUAAACUAAGACCGGAGUUUGUGUCGGAGUGUGUGUUGAGUCACGUGUGUGAGGCCGGGUUCUGCAGUAACCAAGCAUCCGUCAAGUACCUGAUCGAAUGGAACCUGAUCCUGAUCCUCCAUCUGAACCCGUCUCACAUCCAGAACCUGUGGAACUGUUUCAGUCUGGAGCAUGAGAAGACAAAAACAAGCAUUUGCACUUUUCUCUCUGUCCUCGUGCACCUGAACGUCCUCUUCCCGAAACUGCAAGAAAAGGAGGUGCAAUGGCGUAGAGCUGUGGAGGUGAGCCUGCAGUGGUGUUUCAGUCAUAACUUCAGCGUUCGUCUCUAUGCCCUGCUCGCCCUUAAGAGGGUGUGGGAGCUGGAGGACGCCCAUGUCCUCAUGGAGGAAAGCCUGGGUGGGCUGACCACGGUAGUCCAGGCCUGUUUACAGCAGGCUGAAGCCAUGCAGAACACAGGAAAUGCAAUGAAAAAUUGGUCUAGAAUCCAGGAGCAUUUCUUCUUCAGUGCUUUUCACCCAAUCAGGGAUUACAGUGUUGAGACAAUAUUCCAGACCUUUCCCAGCCUCUCAGAGUUGGCAGACGAUGAGUGGAUUCCACCAUGGAAAUUUGAGAGUUUUGUUGUCUUCCCGAUGUGCGCCGCCCUGCCAUUGAAGAACAGUGUGAGGGAUCUCUGUGAACUCCAGCCUGGUGACUGGAUCCAGCAGGACAAAGGUGUUUUGGAUCAGGACGAGCGCUGGGCAGAAGUUCAGAAGAAAAUCACCCCGUGGAAGCUGAGCGUCCAGGAGCAGGAGCCUGAGCUCAUGGCCCAGCAGAGGGCAGCACGCCUGGGCAAACUCACCAGCAACCUCCUGGUGGUCGCAUCACUCAUUGACAAGCCCACCAAUCUGGGCGGUCUGUGCAGGACAUGUGAGAUCUUUGGGGCCAAAGCUCUGGUUCUGGACAGUUUGCGACACAGUAAUGAUAAACAGUUCCAGGCACUCAGUGUGUCAUCUGAGUUGUGGCUGCCAAUGCUUGAGGUGAAGCCUGCAGAGUUGUCAGAUUAUCUGCAGCGGAAGAAGAGAGAGGGAUAUUGGGUUAUAGGCGUAGAGCAAACAUCCAACAGCCAGAGUUUACAAGAUUACACUUUUCCUGAGAGAAGCCUCCUUUUACUCGGUAAUGAAAGGGAAGGCAUUCCUGCAAACCUGCUGCAGCUGGUGGACGUGUGUGUGGAGAUUCCUCAGCACGGUGUCACCCGCUCCCUCAAUGUCCACGUGAGCGCCGCCCUGCUGGUGUGGGAAUAUACACGCCAGCAUUUAGGACAAAACCCUGCAGUCUGAGCAAGUCUUCUGUGUUUUAGCAGAAAACAUCUGUCAGUAUUUGGGAGUCGUUGCAUUUAACACCAUUUUUCUAAGGAAAAGUUGCAUGACAAGACUCCCCAAAUAUGACAAAUAUAGAAAACUGCUUAAAUAUGGCAUCUAUCCAUAUACCAUCUGUCGUUCCUUUUCCUUCCCUUUGAGUUCUUUUAUUUUUCACUCUGUAUUAUUGACAAGUGUCGUUUGAUGACUUUGUGUUUUACCUAACAUUUUAAGAGAAGUAUUUUAAUAUACCUUUGAAUUUAGAUUAAAUAAACAGUU